AUGGCUGAACGGUAUACGGCAGAGUUUCUGCUACAUCUGCGGGACUCGCCGCUAUGCGUUAAGCCUCCAAAUCUGCCCCCUCCUGAGGAGUGGAUGGGGCCACCUCCGGAGACAUUCCGGACCCAGCAAAAAAUAACCAACGACCGCCCCAAACCCGGAGAAGGCGGUGCGCUCUUGAAUCAAGAGAACAGGCGCCCACCCCAUGAUCGCAAUGGGUCGAGAAAUGCAUCGAACCCCGAUGAGAUUAUUCUUGGUCCACCGCGGACCAGCUUCGCAUCUGCAUCCGCCACGUCAAUGCGCGGCGUUCGGAAUAGUGACGCCGAGAAGGGAUUCCGGGGACAGGAGCGACAGGACCGUACCGACCGCUUCGCCUUCCGUGACCGCGCUAACGACUCGGACAACCGAAACAAUACCUCCCGCCGGCAGCCUGGCCAGGGUCAAGACGGCGAAGGCUGGAACACUGUGCCGCCGCGCAAGAGCUUUGGCCACGAGGGCGCUGAGCGCUUCCAAGGGCGCAUGGGUGGCGUCGGCAAUGACCGCUUCGGCCCCCGGGACGACAACCGCCGGCCGCGGGAUCGAGACGACCGAGAGGGCGGGGAUCUCCGCCGCAACCGCGAGUUUGAGCGCCGUUCGCGAGACCAAGAGGCCGAAGACCCCGAAACCCCACGCAGGAAUGGGCUGGGCCGGGGCAAGUCGGAGUCCUGGUUCAGGGAGAAUGCGGCCGGCGGCAGCUCUGAUGCUCCUCCCAAAUCUCAGCGGGAGCGCAUCGAGAAGGCCAAGAGCUGGCGCGACCGGGACCCUGAAGACAGCAAACCCAACGACAGGUAUGGCGACCGUAACGACAGAAACUUUGAGCGAAGGUGGGAUCGCGAUCGCCAUGCGCGUGUCGAGAACGACCCCGAGUGGCUGGAUGAGCCUCUCGAGGACAAGCCCCAAGGCCAUACGGAAGAGGACUUCAAAAAAUUCAUGGAGACCAUGAAGGCGGGCCGAAGCGGCGGUGCUCCGAAGGAGGAAGAGAAACCCAACAUGGUCUUCGAUCAGCCACCAGUUGCCGCAGCUGCCGCAGCCGUCGAAGUCGAGCACAAAGUUACCUCGGCUCCUGCUACUGAGCAGGCGCCGGACAAGUUCUUUGCCGCCUACGGUAGUGCCGGUCUCGACGUCGGGACGCCGAUUGCCGAGGUGAAAGACGCGGCUAAACCAAGGACUGGAAAAUCUUCGAGAUUCAUGGCGUUCCUAAAUCCCCAAGAGGACAACCGGGCGAGGACCGAACCGCCGACUCCCGCGGCGGCGGUCCAGCCGGGCGACAGGCCUGGCCCGGCUCACCAAACCGAGGCCGAGAAGGAAGCGUUUGCCCUUCUCAUUCAGAAGCUCCAGAGGUCAGGUCUUGGGCCGGCUUUGGAACCGAACGCACCCCAAUCGCAGGCGACCCCCGGCAGGUUUCCCGAGACCUCUCCUUUCCAAGAGCUGCUCCAGAAGAGCGCAAUGGCUUCACCGGAACCAUUCCAGCAAUACGGCAACCAAGAUAGGCGCGAAGACCCGCGCACACGCGGCUCCCAACACUCCCUACACGACAUUAUCUCCCCUCGUCCGGUCGGGCUCCCAAUGCCCCCCCCACAGGUUUCUCGCCCGGAGCAAGCCCUGCAGGAUCUCCUCGCUCAGCGCCACCAUCUUCCCGGCCAGCCUCUCGCACGCGCAGAACAACAGAAUAUGACGGCCGUCAACCGAAAUAGGGAAUUCUUAGUGGGUCUCAUGCAGGGCCGCCGCGAGACACCAGAGCCACCACGCGCCGAGCAGCUUAUGCUCCGCAUGCCGCAGCCGACCAAGCAGGUGCCGCUCGCCAACAUGCCGGACCGCGAGCAAGACCACCCCCGGGAGCGGAGCUCCUCCCAACGCCAGCAGAUGCGCGGCGGCCCGCCGGGCUUCUUAGACGAGAACCAAUUCCAUCCAGGAGACAUCGACGGCCGCCCACCCCCACAGCCGACGCAGAUUCUGCAGCGCCCCCCUCCUCCUCCUGGUCUCGACCACCAGAUGCACCACUUCCACAUGGGCGGAGUUAACCCCGCCGCCGCUGCCGCUGCCGCCGCUGCCGCAGCCGGUCAGAUGCCCCCCCAGCGACCCAUGAUCCCGCCUCCAGGGUUGAUGAACAACGGACCCCGCAACGUCCCCAUGCCAGGCAUGUACCUCCCUAACUUUCCGCCUCCACACGGCCACGGCGGUCCGAGCAAUUUCCCCCCGGGGCCUCCUCACAGCGGUGGUCCCCCGCCGCCGGAUGGCAUGGGCGGCCCGUCUUCCGGUCCCCCACGCCCAAUGCAGCCGCCACCGGGAUUCUUUGGCGGCCCGCCCCCGGGGUUCAUGCCCCCUCCUGGGAUGGGUGGUGGCCCCGGCUUCCAGGGCCCAGACGGGCCCCAGCCGCGUAAUGCCGGACCCGGCCCCGGACCCGCACUCGGUAUGGGCGGGUAUGGUGGGCCGCCGAAUCUAUUUAACGAGUUAGAUCGCCUGAACGGCCUCGACCGGCGCGGGAUGAUGCCUCCUCCUGGUGGAUAUAGAGGCCCCUGA
Molecule: messenger RNA, 2556 nt
Organism: Chaetomium globosum CBS 148.51
Lineage: Eukaryota; Fungi; Ascomycota; Sordariomycetes; Sordariales; Chaetomiaceae
Exons: 3
Coding region: 1-2556 (851 amino acids)
Source: RefSeq, a predicted model, not a curated record